Molecule: messenger RNA, 1383 nt
Organism: Manihot esculenta (cassava)
Lineage: Eukaryota; Viridiplantae; Streptophyta; Magnoliopsida; Malpighiales; Euphorbiaceae
Product: GDSL esterase/lipase EXL3
Exons: 5
Coding region: 120-1226 (368 amino acids)
Biological process (GO): lipid metabolic process
Cellular component (GO): extracellular region
Molecular function (GO): lipase activity
Source: RefSeq, a predicted model, not a curated record
AGUCCAAUAAAUAGAUGCCAACAUUGCAUAUGGUUGCAUAUCAGAAGCAUUGCUAGCUAGGAGUCUUCAUCUACCCACAACAAGAAGAAGAAGAAGAAGCACGUCCACUUCUCUAAACCAUGAAGUUUCUCUUUGAAAAUCAUGGAUAUUCAUCUUCUGUUAUGGUCGUGUUUUUUCUGACGGUAGCAAGGUUGUUUCCCUUAAACACCGCAGUCCCAAGCAUAAAAUUGCCUCGCAAUGAAAAGGCUGAAGCAGUUUUUGUGUUCGGAGACUCCAUAGUUGAUACAGGCAACAACAACAAUAUCUUAACAACUGCCAAGUGCAACUUCCCACCUUAUGGUCGAGACUUCAUGGGUGGAAAACCAACUGGAAGGUUCAGUAAUGGCAGAGUCCCCUCUGACUUUAUAGCUGAAGCAUUUGGCGUAAAGAAAUUCUUGCCGGCUUAUCUUGACCCGGAUCUUCAACUUCAAGACCUCCUAACCGGAGUAAGCUUUGCCUCCGGCGGCUGUGGUUAUGAUCCUAUUACAUCAACUCUAGCGCCUGCAUUUUCUUUAUCUGAUCAACUGGACCAGUUCAAAGACUACAUAAAAAGAAUAGAUUCAGCAGUUGGAGAAGCAAGGAGAGCAAAAAUAGUAUCCAAAAGCGUAUUCGUAAUCUGCACAGGAACCAACGAUAUUCUGAACACUUACUAUUCUACUGCGUUGAGGCAAUUUCACUACACCAUUGAUUCGUAUACCGAUUUCUUGAUUAGCUGUGCUUCAAGUUUUAUCCAGGAACUUCAUGGACUUGGAGCAAGAAUAUUUUUAGUUCUGGGCUUACCACCAAUGGGAUGUGUUCCAUCUCAGAGAACCAUACAUGGAGGCAUUCACAGGAAGUGUGCUGAUUAUGCAAAUCAAGCAGCAAUUCUCUUCAAUUCCAAGCUACUCUCAUCUAUUCAUUCUCUCAAUUCAACGCUUUCUCAUGCUUUUGCUACAUAUCUUGACGUCUACAAUCCUCUGCUUUUCCUCAUCCAAAAUCCUGCUAAAUAUGGAUUUCAAGAAGCAACAAAAGGAUGCUGCGGCACAGGAAAAAUAGAGGUGACUUACCUUUGUUAUCACCUUGAUUACCCAUUAACUUGCAAAGAUGAUUCUAAAUAUGUAUUCUGGGAUAGUUUUCAUCCUACACAGAAGGCUUACGAGACCCUUAUCACUAUUGUCCUCAAGAGUGUUAACUAUUUGUUCGGAUGAUGGGACCUCUCUCUCUCUCUCUCUCUCUCUCUUUUUCCACAAUUGUCACUACUAUUAGUCCAAAAGAUGAAGAAAUGCCCAUUUAUUAGUUUGCAAGGAAUAAGUACUCUGUAUUUUAGUUGUACAAGUUUUUAAAGGAACGUCCUUUACAGAAGCC